UCACCCCAUCAAGGACUUUCUCUCUCUCUUCCCUUGCCUACUUUUUUCUUCUUUCCUCUUCUUCUUCUCUUUCCCUUGCAACUACAAAUAUUUAUGAUAAAACAUUGAUACAUUUUGUUUGAGGAGCUGACAUAUAUCAUCUCUGAUCGUUUAAAAAUAUGGAGCAGCUUGUCAACUUCAUCAUUCGACCACCAAGAGCUGAAUAUGAUCCAAAACGUGAUUUAUUGGACCAUGAGUUCGUGCUAAAAGGGAAAUGGUUUCAAAGGAAGGACGUGGAGGUAAGAUAAAGAACAGCCGUGGUGAUGUUCUUCAAUGCAGUCAUUACUUGCCUAUUGUCAGUCCUGAUGGAAAGCCUCUGCCCUGCGUAAUAUAUUGCCAUGGAAACAGUGGAUGCAGGGCUGAUGCCAGUGAAGCUGCUAUAAUUUUACUUCCUUCAAAUAUUACAGUUUUUACCCUGGAUUUCUCGGGAUCUGGAAUUUCUGGAGGGGAGCAUGUCACAUUAGGAUGGAAUGAAAAGGAUGAUCUGAGAGCUGUGGUCAACUAUCUGCGGACAGAUGGAAAUGUCUCUCUGAUUGGCUUAUGGGGACGCUCAAUGGGUGCUGUGACUAGCCUUAUGUAUGGAGCCGAGGAUCCUUCAAUUGCAGGGAUGGUUUUAGACAGUCCCUUCUCUGAUUUGGUUGAUUUGAUGAUGGAACUUGUAGAUACAUACAGAAUCCGUCUGCCAAAAUUCACAGUGAAGUUUGCAAUUCAAUACAUGCGAAGAACAAUCCAGAAGAAGGCAAAAUUCGACAUCGUGGACUUGAACACCAUUAAGGUAGCAAAAUCUUGUUUUGUUCCUGCAUUACUAGGGCAUGCCAUUGAUGAUGAUUUUAUACAUCCUCAUCACUCGGAUCGUAUACUCGAGGCUUACAUGGGAGACAAAAACAUAAUUAAAUUUGAGGGAGAUCACAACUCUCCACGCCCUCAGUUUUAUUUUGAUUCCAUAAACAUCUUUUUCCACAAUGUUUUGCAACCUCCAGAGGAUGAGCUUGGGGAAUCAUUUUUUGACAUUACGAAUGAUUGCUUUGGUAAGGGUGUUUGGAGAUCUGUGCAUGAAUUAGGCUGUGGCAAUAAACCAUCAUCUGAAAACAAAGAACCAUCAACAAGCAGUACUGUGGAUGCCAUUAAGCAAGUUCGUUCAAAAAGACCAAUGAGUCGGAUGGAGGUUCCAUCAGAUAUUUCUUCAAAAGAUGAACAUCGUGACCAUGAGCAGGAAGAGAAAUGUGAUGAUCUUUCCUCCUCAUCAUCAACAAUGAUUAGCUUUGAACUAUCAAAUAAUGAUCUCCAUGGUCCCCAUGUUCCAACCACAUCGGAUGAUGAUCAGUAUGUAGAAUAUCAACUUGAUGACCUUGAAGGCUUUCCAUCUAGUGCUGAGGAAGAAGAAAGAAUGUUCAUGGAAGCAGUGAUCAAGUCACUGAAAGAACUGGAAACAAGAAAUCCAGAGGUUGAGCAACCACCCGUCAGCAGUUUUAGUACUACCAUGUGUGUAGAGCCAUCAGAUCAAGAUGGUUCAGAUGCUUCUUCACAUGAAAUUUCCAAACCUAUGGAGACAGAAUCAUCUUUUGUCAAGCACAGCAUGCAUUCAACAGAAGAAACAACUUCCACUGCAUCUGAUGUAUGUGGGCCCUUGAAAGCUGAGUCAAAUUCUAUUUUAGUGAUUCAUUCCCAUAAUUUGGCAUCUGAACCAAGUUCAGUACCAUGUCUUUCAUCAAGUGCAGCAUCACCAACACCACCAUUAGACACUUCAUCAGUCACUGAGUCUGGUGAUAAUUCUGCUAGCGUACAAAGUUCAUUAGACACUGACAUAUCACAUAAUACAAAAGCAACCUUAACUGUUGUUAGGAAUCCACCAGGCCAUGUCAUGAACGGCUUAAUGCGUCGUUGGGAUUUCAAAUUUUUCAGAAACAGCCGUAACCGAUAAGAUGAGAGUGUCUCAUUUAUCUAGAGUUGAUUAUAGUUAUACAUUUUUUUUUAAACUAAAAAAAUUUACAGUUUGUAAAAUGCUUGACAAAAAAAAAAGUUGUUAGUAUGUAAACUUAGUAUGUUUAGAUUAUCAUCUAACGAAUCUUCUAAUAUUCUUCGAGUGUAAGAGAGAAUUGUUGUGUUUUUACCCGCUCAAACAAAGAUUUGUGGA
Messenger RNA from Gastrolobium bilobum, 2173 nucleotides. RefSeq lists its product as uncharacterized. NCBI's taxonomy places the organism in Eukaryota, Viridiplantae, Streptophyta, Magnoliopsida, Fabales, Fabaceae. The transcript has 14 exons. Bases 254 to 1960 code for a protein of 568 amino acids. The record is from RefSeq and is a predicted model, not a curated record.